Paracoccidioides brasiliensis Pb18 is the source of this 2895-nucleotide messenger RNA. RefSeq names its product ssDNA endodeoxyribonuclease RAD1. The record is from RefSeq and is a predicted model, not a curated record. Gene Ontology annotation, biological process: double-strand break repair via single-strand annealing, removal of nonhomologous ends; double-strand break repair via homologous recombination; nucleotide-excision repair involved in interstrand cross-link repair. Bases 1 to 2895 code for a protein of 964 amino acids. Gene Ontology annotation, cellular component: nucleotide-excision repair factor 1 complex. The transcript is spliced from 8 exons. Gene Ontology annotation, molecular function: single-stranded DNA binding; single-stranded DNA endonuclease activity; damaged DNA binding.
AUGUCUGAAGAAAGUCCGGUAGUGAAGCUAUCGUUGCCGCUGCAAUAUCAGCAGGACUUAUUCUCAGAGCUCAGGUCUGAAGAUGAGCUGGUUAUUCUCGCAAGAGGACUUGGCCUGUUACGUAUUGUAACGAAUCUCCUACACUCUUAUGAUGCUACCGGCAACAACUUAGUCAUCGUGGUUGGCGCUGACCGUCGGGAAAAUGAGUGGAUUGGAGAAGCGCUGGCGGAGCAUUAUGCCGUGAGCAGAACUCCAUUAGUUCGUGGCCUGAAAGUAAUCAAUACUGACCAGGCCACCGUUCCCAUGAGGCAAACAAUGUACACCCAAGGGGGUAUCCUGAGUGUGACAUCUCGGAUAUUGGUUGUCGAUCUGCUGUCAAAACUUCUGGACCCUGAGAGUAUUACCGGGCUAAUUGUUCUCCAUGCUGAAAAAAUCGUGGCUACAUCUCAAGAGGCAUUCAUUAUCCGAAUAUAUCGGCAGUUCAAUAAAGUUGGCUUUCUUAAAGCGUUCUCGGACUCUCCCGAACCUUUCACUAUUGGUUUCAAUCCUUUAGCCAAUAUGAUGCGGAAUCUAUUUCUUCGGAAAACCUCCCUUUGGCCGAGAUUCCAGGUUACAGUAGCAGAAUCCCUAGAAGGUCGUAAGAAAGCAGAGGUCAUCGAGCUAGAAGUCCCCAUGACAGAUAAAAUGAGAGAUAUCCAAAACGCCGUUCUAGAAUGUGUUGAAGCCAAUAUUCGAGAGCUUAAAAAGGCAAAUUCUGGACUGGACAUCGAAGACUGGACAGUGGACAGCGCAUUGCAUCAAAAUUUUGAUGUCGCUAUUCGACGCCAAUUGGAUCCCGUGUGGCACCGAGUCAGCUUUAGGACAAAGCAAAUAGCUAGUGAUUUAACCGUCCUUCGAUCGAUGCUUCUGUCAUUACUAACAUACGAUUCUGUCUCUUUUAAUAAAUACCUCGACGUCAUAAUAGCUGCACACUCGCCACCUCCUGGAUCAAAUAAGCAGAAUUUCUCCCCCUGGCUUUUUCUUGAUGCAGCUCAUGUUAUAUUUAAAACUGCCAAGUCAAGAGUUUAUCGCGGGAAAAAUGACCCCUGCGAGCAACUGUCCGACACAUCUUCUUUACCACCAUCGCUAGAGCCAGUACUAGAGGAGCAACCGAAAUGGUCGGUUCUGGCGGACGUGCUAGAUGAAAUCGAGCGCAGCACUUACCUUAAUCCUGUUCCCCCAGGAGACUCCAAUGGGACUAUUCUGAUCAUGUGCAGUGACGGCAAAACAUGCCGCCAAAUUAGAGAAUAUCUUGAGACAAUGCGUAUUAAAGUCAAAUCAUCUAAAGAUGCCACGGAGACUGAAAUUGAGUCAGACGACAGCCCUUCUGGGGAGUUUAUGCUUCGUAGGAAUCUCAUACAUUAUCUAAAUUGGAAACGUAACUCUACCAGAGUUAACAGCAAUCUCUUCACUACGAAGUCAAGGCAAGAGCCAGGCACAGUUGCAGGGUACAAUUCACUGAGCUCCUCAACGAAUUAUCACGGAAGGGUACCCCCAAAUAAGAGAAGACGUCUUCGCGGUGGUGCCUCGGGGCUCACACCAGCAAGAGGUGCAAGCAGCAGCGUGCAGCCAGAUACGGAGGUUCCAACGCAGGUAUCGACAUUGUUGGAAGAAAUUCAGCUCGAAGAACCAGAAGACGGUGCUAUUGAGGCUGAACUGGUGGUCGAUGAUCUGUCAGACAUGGAAGAUUACUAUGGUCUUUAUGACAUGAAUGAUCUUUUAAUGAUAUGUCCAUAUGAUGGAGAUAUGGAUGACCAUGUGCUCGAAGAAGUCAAACCACGGUACAUCAUUAUGUACGAGCCAGACGCUGCAUUUAUCCGCAGAGUAGAGGUCUAUCGGAGUUCUCACACAAACCGGGAAGUCAGGGUUUUCUUUUUAUAUUACAGCGGCUCAGUCGAAGAACAGCGAUAUCUAAGUGCUGUUCGGAGGGAAAAAGACGCAUUCACUAAACUAAUCAAGGAAAAGGGGUCCAUGGCCCUUACGAUCACCCACGAUAAAAGCGCUGAAGAUCCUCAAGAACAAUUCCUCCGAACAGUGAACACCCGCAUUGCAGGUGGAGGCCGAUUGGCCGCAACAGCCGCACCACCCACCGUCGUCGUAGACGUGCGUGAAUUCCGCAGCGCUCUCCCAUCGCUCCUACACGGGCGCAGCAUGGUCGUGGUCCCGUGCCAACUAACAGUGGGGGACUACAUCCUUACCCCAGACAUAUGCGUUGAGCGAAAAUCGAUCCGAGAUCUACAGUCUUCCCUUAAAAACGGGCGAUUAUACAACCAAGCAGAGACGAUGUUACAACAUUACAAGAACCCCGUCCUGCUAAUCGAAUUCGACCAGAAUAAAUCCUUCACCUUCGACGCGUUCACAUCUGCCACGAACACACCAGGCUCAGAGAGCUUCUCUACCAACCUUAUAAACCCAACAAACCCCAAAUCCAUCCAACUCCUGCUCACCCUGCUAACUCUAUCCUUCCAACGUCUGAAAAUCAUCUGGUCCUCCUCCCCCUACCAAACCGCCGAGAUAUUCGCAGAGCUAAAAAAGAACAACCCGGAGCCAGAUCCCAUCCGCGCCGUGCAGAUGGGUCUAGACUUUGAAAUCACAUCUACCGCAGGCGCCGAUAAAAUCAUGUCAGCUGCGGGAGUUGAGCAUCGAACCUUCAACCAGCUGCCGCAUGACAUGUUACGGGCGGUUCCAGGGGUGACGCCGAAGAUAGCGGAGCGGUUGGUUCUAGAGACGGAUAAUUUACAGCAGAUUGCGAAUAUGGAGAUGGAGGAGUUGGAGCCAUUGGUUGGGAAGGAGGUUGGGAGGCAGAUUUUGAGGUUUUUUCGGAGGAAUGUUUUCGAUGAGGAGAGGGCUGAUUAA